GCUGCGUCAUUUGCGCGCCGCCUCGCUCCUGAUGCACGUCUUUUCCCGAAAGCCUAAAGAUAGAUGUUUCGAUUUCAGUCCCUGGAUGAAGACUGUACGUUGGAGGAGGAAGACGAGGGGCUCGUAGAGGAGGAAGAUGAAAUUGAUCAGUUCAAUGACGACACUUUUGGAGCUGGGGCCAUCGAUGACGACUGGCAGGAGGAACACAAACGCCUCGCUGAGCUCGAUGAGAGGGACGGGAUAGGAGCGGGGCUGGGGCUAGGAGGAGGGGGGAUGGGAGGAGAAUUAGAUUUAGGAGGAGCUGGAGACUCAUCCUCCUCCCACCUCCCUUCUUCUCUGGGGCAUCUCCCCCUUCCAUCCUCGCUCCCGACACUCAAAUUCUCCUCGUCUUCCUCCAGACUGCCUGCACCAGAUGUGGAGGAUCGAGGAGGGGAAGGUGACCUGGCCGAGUCUCUGGCCAGACUCAUCCUGGAGGCUGACCCCGCCAUCGCUGGGGUCGUAGCGGCUGAGAGACCCGGUCCAUCCCCCGGCUCCUCAGGAUCCAGCCUGUCUGCUCUGCAGGGCCUGGACCGACCCAGAGGCCUGCCCCAGUCCUCCUCCAUCCCACAUCCCACGCAGCCACACCAGCAUCCCCAUCACCCCCAGCACCAGCUGCCUCCUGGGCACUCCUCAGGCCUUUCUGCUGGCCCUCCUCCUUCGUCCAUGCUCAGCUACCAACAGCAGCAGCACUUACUGCGCAGAGGGACUGCUCCCAUGGCCCAGAUGAACUCUCACAGUAUCUGGGAGAACAGUAUGGGUUUUGGGCCGGUCAGUGUCACCCCCGGACUGGUUACACACAUGGAGGAUAGUCCAUUAAUGUCUAUAAUAAAGGAGGUGGGCCUUCCUAAACGACCUCCUCAGGGCAGGAAUGAUGAAGGACGGGAUUUGUCAGAGAGGGUCCCACCUCCCCGCUCUUCUUCACCUGUGAUUGGCUCCCCUCCGGUGAGGGCGGUGCCCAUCGGGACCCCGCCUAAACAGCCAAUGAGCCACGCCCUGAAUCAUCAGAUCCACCAUCCCACGGCGGUUCAUGUGAGAGCCCCGGUCCAGCACAGAUACCCUCCUCCUUUCCCCGAGCGUGUGUCACCCAACACCCUUCUCAAUAUAGCUAACUCUCCUCUGUGUCGUGGUCCUUUCCCUCCCGGUGUCGGUCCUGUCCUGUCGCAGAUUCAGCGGGCCCAGCUGCUGAACUCUCAGGUGGCUGGUUUUCCUCGUGGCGGUCCAGCACCUCCUUUGUUACCAGGUGGUGGUGGUUUCAGGCCGUUCUUCGGGGGUCCUCCUCCUCCCAUGGGUCACCGAAUGGGCCUGCCGCCCCCUCAUGGCCCUCCUAACCACACGCCGCCCAUUCGGCACAACACCACCCACCUCCACCCCCAGCACCGCCGCAUGCUCACCCAGCGCAUGCAGAACCGGGGAGGGGACCGUGGCAGGACUGGAGGGGACCGGCGCAGCAGAGACCCCUACAGCAACCUGAUGACUCAGAAAGAGAAGGAAUGGGUAACCAAGAUCCAGAUGAUGCAGCUGCAGAGUACUGACCCAUACCUGGAUGACUACUACUAUCAGAACUACUAUGAAAAGAUGGAGAAACGUCAGGAAAGAGAGAGAGACAGCAGCAAGAAGGAGCACACCACCAAACUGAUCACUCCGCAGGUCGCCAAAGUUGAACACACCUACAGACCAGUUCAGUUUGCAGGCUCUCUGGGUAAACUGACAGUCUCCAGCGUCAACAACCCUCGCAAGAUGAUUGAUGCUGUGGUGACGACGCGCACCGAUGACGAGGAGAAAAGAGAGAAGCAGGUUUGGAAUAAGCGGCGACAGAUCCUCUACACUGUGGAGAAGAUGUACAGUUUGCUGCUGGAGGUUCAAGACUUUGAGAAACGUUUUGUUCACGCGCCAGAGGAGGACAGGGAGGCUCUUCUGGAGCAGCAUAAAACCAACACGGUGCAGCUGUGCAACUCUCUGCGGGAGAAGGAGUGGGACGACAGAGUGAGUGAUGAGCAGUGUGUGAUGAUCAUGUCGGUGAGGAAGGGCAAGCGGCUCAUCUCCAGGCUGCUUCCCUUCUUGCCGCCAGCCCUGGCCGUUGCCGUUGUCAUGGCGAUUUCCCGCAACCUUCCUGCCCUGGCCAAGAAGGACAAGCAGGACCAGGUGCUGUGCUGGUUAGUGGAGCCAGUUUCUGUAGUGAUCCAGUCAUUGUCGAGCUCCGCCCUCACAGACCUGCUCCAGGAGCUUCAGGGCAGUGAGGGCCAACUGGCCACAGUUCUGCACAACAAGUUUGGUGUGACACUGCUGUAUCUGAUCCUGAGUGAAGGAGAGAGGAUGCAAAGCUCCGAUCCCAACUGUCAGCUAAUGGACGACAAUCGAUGGACUGAGUUGGUGUUUUCAGUCACGAGAGAGUUGCUCAGCGUCCCCACCUCAUCCCUCUCCCCCCCCCCCUUCCCCCCUCCCAACCUGCUCUCCCUCUUCUCACGCUACGUCGACCGGCAGAGGCUGGAGCUGUUACAAGACAAGCUACAGAUCUCUGCUUUGUCUAGGUAGAAAUUACAACACACAACAACCCCCUCCCCACCGGAUGCAGACCUUUCUUUUUGUGUGUGUAUCAGAAGAGUCGAGUGUGUGUGUGUGUGUGUGUGUGUGUGUGUGUGUGUGUGUGUGUGUUUGAGUGUGUGUGAGUGCGCAUGUGCUCUUGAGGUGAAUCCAUGGUGGAUUGAAUUUUAAUACAGCAGAAUCUGUAGUCACUUUUGUUUUUCUUUGUUUAGUCUCUGAUGUGUGUUUGUGUGAGAACGACAGUGACACAGCGCGUGAGAGAUGAACGUGUGAGUGACAAUAAUGAAAUCUGCAUUUUUAAAUAUCUUGUUUACGAUUAUGCCUGUGACAAACCUUCAAAUUAAAAAGUAUUUCUAUUUCUAA
Molecule: messenger RNA, 2943 nt
Organism: Plectropomus leopardus (leopard coralgrouper)
Lineage: Eukaryota; Metazoa; Chordata; Actinopteri; Perciformes; Serranidae
Gene: patl1
Product: PAT1 homolog 1, processing body mRNA decay factor
Biological process (GO): deadenylation-dependent decapping of nuclear-transcribed mRNA; P-body assembly
Cellular component (GO): P-body
Molecular function (GO): RNA binding
Source: RefSeq, a predicted model, not a curated record